AAGAAUCGACUGUCGGUAGAAAAAAGAGAGUCUCUGUUAUGAAUAUUGUUAGACGCAAUAAUUUACGAUUUAACAUAAACUAAGAGCAAAAAUAAUAUUAUUGUAUAAUAAUUUCGUCUGACUAAUAUUCGAAAUGACUUGGGGGUUCGUCACAUGUGGCCCUAACGAAGCACUCGUGAUUUCAGGAUGCUGCUAUUCCAAGCCACUCCUGGUCCCUGGUGGUCGAGCCUUUGUAUGGCCAGCGAUCCAGAGCGUACAACGGAUAUCUCUAAACACCAUGACCCUUCAAGUGGAGUCACCAACUGUCUAUACCAGUCAGGGUGUGCCCAUUUCGGUUACUGGAAUCGCUCAGGUCAAAAUUCAAGGUCAGAAUUCCGAGAUGCUGCUCUCCGCGUGUGAGCAGUUUCUCGGUAAAACGGAGCAAGAGAUUCAGCACAUAGCCCUGGUGACGCUGGAGGGUCACCAACGUGCUAUAAUGGGAUCUAUGACGGUCGAGGAAAUAUACAAAGACAGAAAAAUAUUCUCGAAAAAGGUGUUCGAAGUUGCGUCGAGUGAUCUAAUCAACAUGGGAAUCACAGUUGUGUCGUAUACUUUGAAGGACAUCAGAGACGAGGAGGGCUACUUGAAAGCUCUAGGUAUGGCUCGUACAGCCGAAGUGAAGCGCGACGCACGUAUAGGCGAAGCUGAAGCUCAGGCCGAAGCCAAGAUUAAGGAGGCGAUGGCUGAGGAGCAACGCAUGGCCGCCAGGUUCCUGAACGAUACGGAGAUCGCUAAGUCUCAGCGGGACUUUGAGCUAAAGAAGGCCGCUUACGACGUAGAAGUUCACACCAAAAAGGCCGAAGCCGAGAUGGCCUACGAACUACAAGCUGCCAAGACGAAACAGCGUAUCAAAGAGGAACAGAUGCAGAUAGCGGUCGUGGAGCGAACCCAGGAGAUCGCCGUACAGAAGUGGGAAGUACAAAGACGCGAGAAGGAACUGGAAGCCACAAUACGCAGACCCGCCGAAGCUGAGAAGUUCAGACUAGAGAAGAUAGCGGAAGCGCACAGGCAGAAGACAGUGCUCGAAGCCGAAGCUGAGGCGGAAGCGGUUAAAGUACGAGGAGAGGCGGAAGCAUACGCUAUAAAAGCAAAGGCCGUUGCUGAUGCCGAGCAGAUGGCGAAAAAGGCAGAAGCGUGGAAGGAAUAUGGAUCUGCCGCUAUGGUGGACAUGAUGCUGGAAACUCUACCCAAGGUUGCAGCAGAAGUGGCUGCCCCCCUGUCCCAAGCCAGGAAGGUAACUAUGGUGUCGUGCGGAGGCGGCGAGGUCGGUGCGGCCAAACUCACCGGUGAAGUAUUGAGCAUUGUACAGUGCUUACCUGAACUCGUGAAGGGAGUCACCGGAGUCGAUAUAUCCAAGUCUGUGGUAGACACCCCUAUCGUACCGACGGGGGCACCGAACAUAGCAGGUGAUACGGCGAGGAAGGCGCGAUAACUGGAGAACGUCUAAACAUUUACUCACGAGGGUGUUCGCGCACUGUAAAUCUGUUCCGUGGAUCUUACAAUAAAUUAUUGUAUGAGUACAUCACAAUUGUAACGAACUAUCUAUAUAUUAUUAUUAUAUACACUAUCUAUUAAUUUAUGUAACGUUAAAUUAAUAUCUUCAACCUAAAGUGCCACUAAGUGAAUUUAUUUAUUCUACAUAUUGUAAACUGUUUAUAAAAAUAUUGUGGCAUACGUUAAAACACUAGCACAAAAUGUACUGGACGUAGCAUGUAACAGAAUAUAUUGUAUAAACAUUUCCUCAGUACCCAUUAAAGGAAAUAACAGGAAGCUUUCAAUCAAUUGAAAGCGGGUUUUGUCCUCUGACUCGAGGAUAUGAAGAACGGAGGUACCCCCACGAAACGAACGUAUGCAACUCUUCCCGUAAUGAAACUGCAUAGAUAUUUUUACCCAAUGAACUCAAAUUAUGACUUAGAAUACAUUCAACCUGAGUACUUCGAUUCCUGUCAAUAACAUUGACGAUUCGAGGUUGCCAAUGAGCAAUACAUCGAUUUUUUAUUAUUACUAUUAGAAUACGUUCGAACUGUUAGUUGGUGUCACAGGUGACACAGGACAGUAGAUGCAACAGGCGAGCGUAUUUUACGACACAUUAAUAUCUAAAUACCACGUACAAUCUAGCAUUGAAAUGAGCUCCCCUCCACGGUGUUUUCCGAGCGCUGUGACAUGUCCUUCUUCAAACGAGGCUUG
This is a messenger RNA of Bombyx mandarina (wild silkworm), 2226 nucleotides long. It is a transcript of the gene Flo1, whose product is annotated as flotillin-1. NCBI's taxonomy places the organism in Eukaryota, Metazoa, Arthropoda, Insecta, Lepidoptera, Bombycidae. The record is from RefSeq and is a predicted model, not a curated record. Gene Ontology annotation, molecular function: protease binding. Gene Ontology annotation, biological process: protein kinase C signaling; positive regulation of cell junction assembly; protein localization to plasma membrane. Gene Ontology annotation, cellular component: cytoplasmic vesicle; flotillin complex; plasma membrane.